AUGCUUUCGAAAAAAGACCCGUUUCUUUCGCUCCCUGUCUCGCGAGUAGCGCUGUCGGCUAGAUUGAACCAACUAGCACAGACAAACUCACGGCCUGCAACACCAGCAAGCUAUGUCUCGAGCUCGCUCAACCCAAAUAAGAAUACACCGACCGUUUCUGGAUCGACACCUGUGAACUCGGGCUUGAAGUCAAGCGAGGAGCUUCAGAGAUUCGAGGAGUUAUCUAUCGUCAAGGAUAUCCGCGAUUUCGAAGCGACGUUGACCGAGUUGGCCACCGCUGUAUCCUCAUUCAGAGAUGAAGAAAUCGCACCUUCCGUUCACAAGCUAAUAGACAUAAAUACCAGUAUUGCACAGGCGGUGGGAGACUUGCAGACCCACCAGGAGCUCUUGCAUCAGAUCACAGAGCUCAAAAGCGAGAACGGCGAUCUAGACCGCCUUCAGAAAAACACGCUCCGAAAAUUGAUCGCUAUUCGUGCCAGUUUGCGCCUGGAUCCAGCGCUGAAGUCCUCCUCUACCACGGCACAGGAUUUGGGCGGGUUGGAUGUCCAGACGCUUCUUGACUACUCCAUGAAGCUCGCGAAAUUCUCUCGUGCUCCAGCCACCGUUCAGUCGCAAAUGGUGCAUCCGAAUAAUUACAUUUGGCCUGCAGAAGAUGCUUUGCGCCGAGGGAUGUUGGCCAUGGCGUCUCUCAAGCCAGACGAAUUGAUCAAAGCAGAACUCGGUGAUGAAGAUGAGAAUAUGGAUGUGGUUGCCGAAUCUGUUGCAGAGGAAAAGCAGGAUGAUACACCUUCAAGCACAUCUGUUGCGCCAAACGCAGCGGAACGACCACCAGCUUCUAGACCAUCGGAACAAAAAACAAUUCCACAGCAAGUACCUGCGCCUAGUCUUGAUCUCGAUCUUUUCGAUGAUGAUGAUUCCGAUGAGUCCAACAACAGCGAUUAG
Molecule: messenger RNA, 942 nt
Organism: Australozyma saopauloensis
Lineage: Eukaryota; Fungi; Ascomycota; Pichiomycetes; Serinales; Metschnikowiaceae
Gene: MED4
Product: Med4p
Exons: 1
Coding region: 1-942 (313 amino acids)
Biological process (GO): regulation of transcription by RNA polymerase II
Cellular component (GO): mediator complex; core mediator complex
Molecular function (GO): transcription coregulator activity
Source: RefSeq, a predicted model, not a curated record